Molecule: messenger RNA, 628 nt
Organism: Paramecium sonneborni
Lineage: Eukaryota; Ciliophora; Oligohymenophorea; Peniculida; Parameciidae
Source: the annotation of a GenBank genome assembly
AUGUACCCUUCAUAAAUAACCAAUUACAAGAGUAAAGAAGCAAAAAUAAAUAAAUUAAAUAGAACGAGUAUUAUGUCUGGAGAAGGAUCAUGUACCUAAGAGAUUUACACGGUUUUGGACAAAAUUUCAAAAUUUCUUGAACCAAUCCAUAAAAUUUAUAAUGGACUUCACUAAAGUUUGUUAAAUCUUAAAUUAGAAAUAGGUAAGAUGAUAAAUCAAAUAUUUUCAUUCAUAGAAAUAGCUAUUUAAUCAAGCGUAUUUGAAAUAAUUAAGUUGGAAAAUUACAUAAAAUAUUAAGACUAUUAUAAAGAGUUUAAAAUGGAGGAUUUAUAGAAAUUAGUUGAUUUUGUUUAUAAUGAUAAUAUUUUACAAAAUCCAAUAUUUGAAUCUACUAAACAAUUGAACGAAAUAUAAUCAGGGUAUAAAAAUUUAUUGAUCAAAUUUUUGAGAAUAUUAUAGAGUUAAUUAAAGGUGAUACACAACAAUAAGAUAAAUAGAAUAAUUAUUAAGAAUAGAAAAAAAAGGAAAAUUAAGAUCAAGAAAGCUAAUUCCAAAUAACAUAAGUCAUAAAUAAAAAGAAUAGGGCAAUUUUGUAAGAGAAAUCAACAGUAUUUACAAAAAAAAGUAC